Lutra lutra (Eurasian river otter) is the source of this 393-nucleotide messenger RNA. Its product is annotated as mitochondrial import inner membrane translocase subunit TIM14-like. Lineage: Eukaryota; Metazoa; Chordata; Mammalia; Carnivora; Mustelidae. Gene Ontology annotation, molecular function: ATPase activator activity. The record is from RefSeq and is a predicted model, not a curated record. Gene Ontology annotation, cellular component: PAM complex, Tim23 associated import motor. Gene Ontology annotation, biological process: protein import into mitochondrial matrix.
AUGCUCCUGUGGACAACAACCAGAAAAAGCCAGAUAAGGAAUAAAAAAAAGGGACUGACCAUUGCUGUUGCAGGAUUUGCAGGCCAUUAUAUUUUGCAAGCCAUUAAACAUAUGGAGUCUCAAAUAAAACAAGUUUUUCAGAGCCUACCAAAAUCUGUCUUCAGCGCUGGCUAUUUGGGUUUGAAACCAAUGACAAAAUGAGAAGCAGCUUUAAUACUAGGUGUAAGUCCUACUGCCAAUAAAGGAAAAACAAGAGAUGCUCAUCGACGAGUUAUGCUUUUAAAUCAUCCAGACAAGGGAGGAUCUCCUUAUAUAGCAGCCAAAAUCAAUGAAGCUAAAGAUUUAGUAGAAGGUCAAACUAAAAAAUGAGGUAAAUGUGUGAUGAAUUUUAAG